UUGUCAAACUUCUUACUGUAAAUGCUGUAUAAAUCAUUGGUCACUGUCCACACAUUCAUGGUAGUUAUGCUGAGCCUUUGGUCGUGUCUAUACUUUACACUUACAUGCGACUUAGGCUAUCAGAAUUCUAGGAUCGCAUUGAAAAGACUGGUCUAGACGCACAAGUCGCUUUGUGGUCUGUGUUCAGAUCUUGCUGACCACCUCCGGAGGUGGUCUGGGGAUUCUGCCUACCAGAAACUCAUGCAGUUGGCUACGUCAUCAGCACUCCUCCCACCUGUCUCGAACUUGGAACGGGGCACCUGUUCAUAAUGUUAGGCAAUACCUACCUGUGAGGAACUUGUUUGCUGGCAUCAUGCUCGCUAGUAUUUAGAAAAACAAUUUUGUUUUGCUAACCAGUUUGCUAUCUCUUUAGAGCUACUUGCUGGGUUAGUUGGCUACUGCCAUCAGUUGUGUGUCAUAUUUUGCCUGUUCCGCCGUUUGCAGAAUACAUACUGGUAUUUUGAAUAUAGCGCAGGAGAAAGGAAUCCGGACACUUAAGUGUAGGUGCAUGGUGCGUUCGGAAUUCCAUGAUAAAACACCGAAUAUUAAACUGCAUGAACUGUCUAGGCAUGGCCUGUUUCUCCAAGGACUUAUGAAAGUUGUCCAAAUCCUUUCCCGUAGAAGGGUAUCCUAGCAACGAUGCGAACGACGUCGAUGUGAAUGAACUUGCCCCUGAAAAGGCUGAUGUUUCUGCUUUGAGCGCUUGUUAACUUGCCAAGCGUCCUUAUCCCAUUUAGAAUUUAACAUACGAUUGUUUACAAGCGCUAACGUUAUGGAUUAUGAAACUCCAAAGAAUCAGAUGCAUUCUCGGAUUUAUGUGGAGAGAACUCUCGCGUUGAUCAAACCUGAUGCUAUACACCAAGCUGAGGAGAUUGAGGACAUCAUUCUCCGAUCUGGGUUCACAAUUUUACAGAAACGGAAGCUGCAGCUGAGUCCGGAGCAGUGCAGUGACUUCUAUGCUGAGCAGUAUGGGAAGCUGUUCUUCCCCAGCCUAACGGCCUUCAUGAGCUCUGGACCCAUCAUCGCCCUGGCUCUGGCCAGAGACCAGGCUAUCGCCCACUGGAAGACUAUCAUAGGACCUGUUAACUGCACCAAGGCCAGGGAGACUCACCCAGAAUGUCUGCGAGCCAAGUACGGCACCUCUGACCUGAGGAAUGCAGUGCACGGCAGCGACUCAUUCUCCUCAGCCGAGAGAGAGAUCAAGUUCAUGUUUCCCAACUCUGUGAUCGAGCCCAUCCCCAUGGGAGAGGCAGCCAAAGACUACCUGGGCAGGUUUGUGAGCCCCACGCUGCUUAGCGGACUCACUGAGCUCUGCAAACAGAAGCCUGUCGACCCCUUUACUUGGUUGGCAGAUUGGCUGAUCAGAAAUAAUCCCAACAAACCUCAAAUAUUUGAUGGGGCAACAGGGGAGGAAGCAGCAUAAACACAGAUACCGGAAAACACCAUCUGCCUUUACCAGUUAAAUCCAUGUUCAAGAAACUGUUACAUAAAAUCCUGUGAUGAAAUAAAGAAUGAUAUUUUGACAA
Oncorhynchus gorbuscha (pink salmon) is the source of this 1565-nucleotide messenger RNA. RefSeq names its product NME/NM23 family member 5 (gene nme5). The transcript has 7 exons. Bases 812 to 1462 code for a protein of 216 amino acids. Gene Ontology annotation, biological process: GTP biosynthetic process; CTP biosynthetic process; negative regulation of oxidative stress-induced intrinsic apoptotic signaling pathway. NCBI's taxonomy places the organism in Eukaryota, Metazoa, Chordata, Actinopteri, Salmoniformes, Salmonidae. The record is from RefSeq and is a predicted model, not a curated record. Gene Ontology annotation, molecular function: nucleoside diphosphate kinase activity.